This is a messenger RNA of Andrographis paniculata, 519 nucleotides long. RefSeq names its product self-incompatibility protein S1-like. The transcript is spliced from 2 exons. The record is from RefSeq and is a predicted model, not a curated record. Bases 1 to 519 code for a protein of 172 amino acids. Lineage: Eukaryota; Viridiplantae; Streptophyta; Magnoliopsida; Lamiales; Acanthaceae.
AUGUUGGUGCAUUGCGCAUCGGGAGAUAAUGACCUCGGAUAUCAUAAUCUCACUGUGAACCAAGAUUUUCAUUUCUCGUUUUGCCAAGCGGAUAGAACAUUGUUCUUCUGUCGUUUAACUUGGGGCGCUAAGAUCUUCUUACACAUUGCAUUCGAUGUAACAACGGCUAUUGGUGACCGAUCGUGCACAUUUUCUGGAAAAUACCAAGUUCACGUCGUCAACAAUUUGCCACCAAAUUCGGUGAUGUUGGUGCAUUGCGCAUCGGGAGAUAAUGAUCUCGGAUACCAUAAUCUCACUGUGAAUCAAGAUUUUCGCUUCUCGUUUUGCCAAGCAGAUAGAACAUUGUUCUUCUGUCGGUUGACUUGGGGCGCUAAGAGUAAAGGAUUCGAAGUUUACAAUACCCAAUGGAAAGACCAAAUUUGCACCUCUCAACAAUGCUAUUGGGCCGCCAAAAGCGAUGGAAUUUAUUUCUCCGGAACAUAUCCUCCGUAUAACUUAGUGAAAAAAUACUCGUGGUGA